CCUGCUUGGCCUGGAGGAGGCAGAGUCACCCACAGCUCCCCUGGCCGUCAGACUGGCCCGGGACAGUGUGACACAGAGCAGCACUGCAGGCACACAGCCCCUCAGCCAGGGGCAAUUCUUGAGCAGCUGACACCCCAGCUGCCCCUGGCCCAGCAGGCCAAGGCCAAGGCACAGCAGGGCUGUGGAGUGCAGCUGGGAUGCUGGCCGAAGGCUUGGCAGGUCCGGAAAUGCCAUGGCAGGAUCCCCAGACUUGGUGAGGCAGAGGCAGACAGGGCAGGUGGCAGCUGCCAACAUCGGCCAGCACGAUGGCCAGCAGCACGCGGCCGAGUCUGAGCGGCUCCGGAAGGCCAGGCUGCGCGUGGAGAAGGCCAUUAAGGUGAGGGCUCGAUUUCACACUGCCCCGGGAUGGCACGUGCCUGCGCUGGUGCACCUGUGCUCAGGUGGGCAGGCUGAGCUCGCUGCUGUCCCGCAGGAGAAGAAGAUCUUCACAGUGCACGGCCCUUACCCCGUCAUCCGCCGGCUGCUGCGCGCCCGCGGCUGGGUGGAGAGGAAGCUGCCCCUCAAUGGCAAGCAGCUGAAGCAGCAGCCUGGCGACCAGAGGAAACAGCAGCCGGAGAAGAGGGCAAGUGGUGGCGGUGAUGAGCAGGGGGAGGCAGGGCUGAACCCACAUGGUGGGGCACAGCCUUCCUCGGGCACCGCAGAGCCUCUGCAACACCCAUGUGGCACAGCACACGAUAGGGAGAACAAGGGGGAAAGGGAAGAUGAAGACAAGGAGGAAGACCAGGAGCAGUGCAGUGAGGACUCUGAAGACAUCCAUGACCUCAUGUCCUUCCUGGUGCAGGACCAGGUGCCAAACUUCCUCUGGACCAUUCGCCUGAGCAGCGUUGACCAGGAGCUGCUGCCGAGGAUUGAGGUGGUGAACCGCUAUCCCCGGCUGGCCGCGCUUUGCACCAAGGAGGGGCUGUGCCAAAACCUGCAAAACUUGUCCUGGUUUGAGCAAAUAGACUUCAACACCUUUUUCCCCCGGUGCUACCGGCUGGGGUUCAUGGACGAGGAGCAAGCCUUCACUGAGGAUUUCCGCCUGACAGCAGCUCGCAGCCUUCUCAAACUGGCCCUGCAGAAGGUCGGGGACAGGCCCGUGGGGACAGAGCAGCUCCCAAAACCCGACGAGGUGCCAGCAGGGCCGCGCUCCCCCCUGUAUCCCCAGCUGGUGGAGGAGGCCCUGAAGGUCUGUGAGCAGCACCUGGGAGUCCUGAGGCACCAGGACAUCGACAGGAACACCCCAUCGCCCUGCCGCACAUGCAUCGACUGGGACCGCUUCCUGCUGGAAUACUACCGUGUGGCACAUGAGGGGACCGGGCUGGUGCUGGGCAGGGAGCAGCGGGAGCGGUGCCAGGACCUGCUGCAGCGGCUGGAGGAGAAGCUGCCGCAGCUCGGCAUAGAGGGCAACCUCAACAUCUGGAUCGUCAAGCCCAGCGCCAAAUCCCGCGGCAGGGGUAGGCUGGGGAAGCAUGGGGCACAGACUCCCCGCGGAGGAGGGAUCUCAGCAUCCCUGUGUUGCCCAGGCAUCAUGUGCGCCACGCGGCUGGAGGAGGUGCUGGAGCUGGCGCAGAGCUGCACGGGCCCCCCGGUGCAGAUGUGCGAGUGGGUGGUGCAGAAGUACGUGGAGCGGCCGCUGACCAUCUUCAACACCAAAUUCGACAUCCGGCAGUGGUUCCUGGUGACUGACUGGAAGCCACUGACUGUCUGGUUCUACCGAGACUGCUACCUGCGCUUCUGCUCCCGGCCCUUCUCUCUGUGUCACCUGGAGCCCGCCAGGCACCUCUGCAACGUCUCCAUCCAGAAGCGGUACAAAACAUCACAGCCGGACCCCCGCGUGCCCCCCGACAAGAUCUGGUGCAACAAGCAGUUCCAGGCCCACCUGGCACGCCUGGGGCGGGCGGGUGCUUGGCAGCGGGUGACGGUGCCCGGCAUGAAGGCGGCGAUCCUGAACGCCCUGCGCUGCACCCGGGACCAGGUGGGCUCCCGCAAGGGCAGCUUUGAGCUCUUCGGGGCCGACUUUCUCAUCGGGGAGGACUUCCAGCCCUGGCUGCUGGAGGUCAACUCCUGCCCCACCAUGAGCCCCUCCUCGGCGGUGACACGCCGGCUGUGCGCCAACGUGCAGCGGGACACGCUGCGCCUGGUGAUCGACCGCAAGGACGACCCCUCCUGCUCCAUUGGUGCCUUUGAGCUCCUCUACAGGGAGGCAGCCGUGUCCUCGUGUCUGACUGCGGGGCUGAAGCUGAUGGUCACAGGCUGUUCCCUGAAGAAGGCCCAGCCAGCAAAGCAUCGAUCCAAGGACAGGCUCCCCAGCACUGUUGCCCCCGCCCCAGGAAGCGCCCAGGAGGCCCUGGCGACCCCCAGGGCCCGGGAGCCGUGGAUUGGCACAGCUCAGUCGGCCGGGAGGGCAGCCCCAGGCUGCUCGGUCCCGCACAGUUCUGCCCCCGAUCAAGGCCCGUCCCCCGGUGCGGGGGCCCGUGCCACAACCCCGCGGAGCGCCCAGCAGACCCUGGCGACCCCCGGGCUGUGCACGGGCCCCUGCAGGAGUUCCUGCCAGGCCAGCGCGCCUGCCGGCGCUGUGACAGAGCACCGCACCCCCAGCCCUGCCGGGAACACAGGACACGCCAGCUCCCAAGGGGUGCAGGGACCUGGGACACAGAGACAGCCCCCAGCGACAGCGCCCUGCCCGUCCUGCGCGGGCUGA
Messenger RNA from Passer montanus (Eurasian tree sparrow), 2743 nucleotides. Its product is annotated as tubulin monoglycylase TTLL3-like. Gene Ontology annotation, molecular function: protein-glycine ligase activity, initiating; ATP binding. Gene Ontology annotation, cellular component: cilium. Gene Ontology annotation, biological process: cilium assembly; cilium movement; protein polyglycylation. The record is from RefSeq and is a predicted model, not a curated record. Lineage: Eukaryota; Metazoa; Chordata; Aves; Passeriformes; Passeridae.